Pogoniulus pusillus (Red-fronted tinkerbird) is the source of this 3415-nucleotide messenger RNA. RefSeq names its product zinc finger DHHC-type palmitoyltransferase 16 (gene ZDHHC16). Lineage: Eukaryota; Metazoa; Chordata; Aves; Piciformes; Lybiidae. The transcript has 9 exons. Bases 1854 to 2978 code for a protein of 374 amino acids. Gene Ontology annotation, biological process: protein palmitoylation. The record is from RefSeq and is a predicted model, not a curated record. Gene Ontology annotation, cellular component: Golgi apparatus. Gene Ontology annotation, molecular function: palmitoyltransferase activity.
AUACAGGAGGUGCUCUGAGCCUGGAGGGGUUUGGGGGGCUAGGAGGCAGCGGAGGUGUGUGCUGUGAGGGUACUCGAGUUGGGAGGCAGCGGCGGGUGAAGGAGGACGCUGUGGGCUUGGAGGAUCUGGUGGUGCUGUGAGGCUAGGGAUGCCGAGUAUUUCGGCGCUGGAUGCAGCGGGGCUGAGUGGUGUUUGCUGUUGCUGUGGGUAGCCUUUACAUGGUGGGGGCUGGGUGCCAGAGAGCGUCUUGGCACCACGAGGCAAGGUGCUGCUGAACUGGGGGAGCUCGGCAUCGUGGAACUGGGUGCCGCUGGAGGAUGCCUCAGGGCCGGGGGGCUGGGUGGCUGGACCCAGCAGGGACCUGGUUGUGCCUAGAUUAGGGCAGUGCCUGACUGGGCCAAGAAGGUUGCAUGUUUCUGCUGGAGCGUCUUCCCUUCGAGUGUGCGAGUUCCUAGGGACAGAGCCGGGUGCUGCCUUGGAGCAGCCUGGCUGUCUCCCUUGAGACUGGCUAUUGUAGGCAAGGAAACCUCUCUGAGAGGCAGGGAAAUGCUGUUUGGAAGAAAGGGCUGCCCCCAAGAACUGCUGUCUGCAGCGUUUUAUCUCUUACCACCCCGGCAGCACAGGGAUGGGUGCCAUCCAGAGGCUGCACAGCAAGAAGUUGUUGCACCACUUGGCACCUGAGAGCUCUUAACAGAUCUAAGGGGUAACGUGGGGAAGGGCACUGAGGAAGGUGCCCGGAGGUUUGCAUGUCCCACUUCUCACUUAUCAGGCUACAGGAGACUUGUCACAUACCUGUGACAAGGAGUGGGCUGGUGGAUCUGGUGUUCUGAUGUCCGUCUGCUCCACAGCCUUCAGGUUAGCCCCCCAUGCGUGUCAGGCAGGGCGAAGGGGAGCCCCUGGCUCCUUUAGACAACCCAUCUGGAUGCUGCAGCUCCUGUCCUUACCCUUCCUGCUGCUGCCUGGUGGCAGUGCAGGGGGCACCGUAGAUCAGGGAGCUGAUCUCCGCUAGAGGGCGGGGAUGUGGCACCACUACCUGGAAUUGUGCCAAGGCAAGCACUUGGCCCAAGCUCAGAAUGUCCCUUGGCAGGACCCUGGGGCAGCCUCACUGCUUAAUAUUGAUGGAUGCUGCCUACGUAGAGACCUGGGGGCGCCAGCCCUGUGGAUCGUUUACCCAGAUGCUGGGCCAGCUCAGGUUCCUCCUUGCUCCUGUACAGCCACUUGGGUGGGACAAGUGGCUGAGCAGACAGGGCAGUGCUGUGCAGCUUGGCCUCAGCCUGGGCCGCUCUUUUCCUGGUGCAUGACAUUGUCCAAGGUGGAUCCAGGCAAGGAGAAGGAAGAAGUGUGUGGACUCUUAGAGUGGGGCUGUGAUGCAGGGAAAGGCACAAUAGCUUUUACAGCUUGGGCCAGAGGUUGAGGGAAGGGAAGUAGCAUCCCAGCCCUGCUUUUUGAAGGUGAGACCAGUUUAGGAGAGAAGGAUAAUCCUGACCUGGAUCCUUUACAUCUUGUGUGGGUUCCCUCAUUCUCCAGUCUGUUGGGAAGGGCUGGAAUUGACCCUAGAACUGACCCAAUAUACUGGGUGCUCAUGCCUUCUCUGGUUUCCUCCAAGUCAGACUCUCCAUGUCACUCCCCCAGUCCCCACCCUACUGGGAAAGAUGAGAUGUGGUCAGAGAGCAUCUGAGCUCAGAGGCCUGUGCACUCCUACUCCAAGCAGAGAGCCAUCCCAGUGACACUGGCACUACAGUCUCCAGGAGUCUGGGCUCAGCUCCCUCUGCUCUGCAUCCUGAGGCAGGGCAAAGAAGAGGUCCCUGUCCUGCUGUGCAGUCGGUGCAGGGAUCUGAGUGACCAGCAUCAGCAUGCCUAGGGGGGGAGACCCCUCCCGAGGGACGCGCAGGCAGCCAGGUGGCCUGCCCACGCUGAGCUCUUCUUCCCCCAGGCGUGGCGUGGCAGGGAUGAGGAGCCGGCAGCGGAUGUUUGCAGCAGCGAUGCGCCUGCUCCUCAAGUGCCUGCGGCUGGGCCGGCGGCGGCGGUUUAAGCUGGUACGGCAGGCAGAGCAGCUGUGGCACUACGGGCACCUCUGCCUCCGUUCCUUGCUCUACAACUCCUUCACCAACGGCGACGUGGUGCUCGACUCUCUCUUUGAGCCUGUCUACUGGCUAGUGGACCAUGUCACCCGGUGGUUUGGUGUGGUAUUUGUGGCACUGGUCAUUGGGCUGACGAGCUCCAUUGUAGCCAUCGUGUACAUCUGCCUGCUGCCCCUCAUCCUGCAGACCUACACACCUGCCUGGAUCUGCUGGCACCUUGCUUAUGGGCACUGGAACCUCAUCAUGAUUGUCUUCCACUACUACAUGGCCAUCACCACCUCACCUGGGCACCCACCACAGGCUAAGGAUGACCUCACUGGUGUCUCCAUCUGCAGGAAAUGCAUUGCCCCCAAGCCAGCUCGCACCCACCACUGCAGCAUCUGCAACAGGUGUGUGCUGAAGAUGGACCAUCACUGUCCCUGGCUAAACAACUGUGUGGGACACUACAACCACCGCUACUUCUUCUCCUUCUGCCUCUUCAUGACUAUGGGCUGCAUCUACUGCAGCAUCAGUGGCUGGGAGAUGUUCCGGGAUGCCUAUGCAGCCAUUGAGAGAAUGAAACUGCUUGAGAAGGAGAGACUGCAGGUGGCUGCCAACCAGACAUACUACCAGACCCCACCCCCCACCUUCCCCUUCCGCCAGCGAGCUUUCCACAAAAGUGUGGUCUACCUCUGGGUCCUGUGCAGCUCAGUUGCAUUGGCCUUGGGUGCCCUCACACUGUGGCAUGCUGCCCUCAUCACUCGUGGGGAAACCAGUAUUGAGCGACAUAUCAACAAGAAGGAGAGGCAGAGACUGCAGAAGAAAGGCAAGGCACUGGCUCACACGUGUCCUUCUGCCCUCUUCACACUUGCCCCAUGGGACAGGCCUGACCUGGGACCUCCCUCCCUGCGUGACUGAGCGGCAUGCACCACUCCUGGCCAUCUGAGCCCCAGGUGCUGCAGACGUCCCUCCCUGCAGGCAGGGUAGGGCACAGGGGCCCUACUCUGCCACCCCUGCUCCCUUUGGCUCAAGGGCACAGUGGAAGGCAGGUGCUGGCAUGCAUCACUAACUGGAGUCAGAGCCAUGAGAAACUCUGGGGACAGUGUUGGUACCUGGCCUGGACCCAUGCUCUCUUGGCUCCUUGGCGGCUGCAGGCAGCCCUGGAGAAAGGUGGCAGUGCUACUGCUCCCUGCUCUAGAUGAAGGUGCUGCGUUUGCUGGCACAGGUACAGGCUAGCAUAUGGCCCCCUCGGGCUCUCUGACAGGGUAGGGCACAGAGGAUGGCAUCCCUGCCCUGCACUCCUCAGGGAGCCUUUUUAAGACCAUCCAAUAAAAACCUUGUAUUUUUUUUUUUAA